Cuscuta campestris is the source of this 1661-nucleotide messenger RNA. The record is from the annotation of a GenBank genome assembly. Lineage: Eukaryota; Viridiplantae; Streptophyta; Magnoliopsida; Solanales; Convolvulaceae.
AUGGCUGGCCAAUCCCCUCCACACCCCGUGAUGCAGGGUGGCGACCUCGUUGGGUCGUUUCAGGGCAUUGCCUUGGAGCGACCUCCCUCACCACCCGCAGUGACCUACGAGGUGGCGACCGGGGGUCGCUCGACGAGGCUCUGCAUCCCUCCCCUACCCCAAAGCCUAGGGGACGUACAGCUGGAGACUAUGAUCACUCUGCCUGCAGAAGACCAGGCUCGUAUCUCAGCAGGCUCCGAGGACGACCUUGACAACAUGGUCCUUUUGAGGCUCAGUCAGGCUACGCUGGGGAUGAUUGAGGUGGUCGGCCGGAAACGGGGUCGCCAGGCCGCCGCAGACGAGGCGAUGAAAGCAGCCGAGGCCAAGCAGAGGGAGCUGCAGGAGGAGGUCGCUCGACUCACAAGGGAGUUGGAGGAGAAAGAAAAUCGCUGCGCGGCGCUUGCUGUGGAGAAAGCUUCCCAGGAGAACCGCUGCGUCGCCCUUGAGGCAGACAAGGCCUCCUUGUCCUUGGAGGUAGAAUCUGUUUCUGCUCGAGUGGUCGAGCUGGAAGGGGAGAAAUCUGAUCUGAUCCAACAGUUGGAGGUGGAGAGGAGCGAUCGGGUCCGCCAUGCAGAGGAAGCGGUAGAAUCCUUCAAGUCCUCUCCUGACUUCACGGUGGUCGCGAUGGAGCGGAUGGAAGAGCUAACGGCCGCUUGGCUCAAAACUGAACCUGGGGCUCAAUGGAUGGUCCAGGAGGGGACCAAGUCCUUCAAUUGCGGACUCUUCCAUGCCCAACAGGUCUUCCGCGACAGGCUGGCCCAGUUCCCCAAAGGAUUCUCUCUCCCCGACCUUGGCUUCCCUCCUCCCUGCCGCUCCUUGGCCGAGUUCGACCCUAGUCCCUAUCUGGAUGGGGGGAGCUCGAGUGCGUCGGAAGAAGAGGAAGAAGAAGAAGUGGAAGGUGGUCAGAGCGACAAGAAUCCAGGGGCCAGCUUAGCCAUGUCCAAAGCGGGAAUUCCUGUUUCUCUGGAUCUUUCCGACGGGCCGGCUCCUUCUUCGCCGGAGCCUGACUCCUCCCCUAAGUCAGUCAAUUCCAAUGACUCCCCCCCCCCCCCCCCGCUUGACCCUUACGAAUUCUGUCUCCGGUUGCCUCGCCGGCAGUGGCCGUCGGUGAAACCGCCGCCACCACCUCCAAACCCUUAUGAAGACUCUAGUGAGGCGUACAAGGCCCUCUCCGCCAACCGCCUGCCUGACGGGCGGAUUGACUGGGAUGCUCCAUGCCCCCUCCAUUCCCUGCAAUGUAUGGCUUGGGAGAGCUUUCAAGAUGAGCACUUACCCCUCCUGGAGCAUGAGUGCGCAUACUACGCAAGUUUUGAGCGAUGGACUAGCAAAAGUCGCACCAGUUCGCCGGUGAGGCCUACGGAGGAGGUUGUGUUAGGGGAAGAACUGGGUUCUUCCCUACCUUGCCCCGCUUGCCAUUCACUUCCCCAGAAGACCCCUAGGCGACCUGAAGUAGCUCGGGCGGCUUCAGGAUCUCCAUCCUCGCCUAGGUGAUGCUGGUUGGGGUUCACAGAGAAGUGAGCCGUCCCCCGUCCUUCCUUAGUAGGAGAAGGGCGGUGGGUUUUUGCCGAGGCUGGGGGCGACCACUCCCGUUCCAUGUUGGGGAAGAAAGGUGGUCGUCCUGG